This is a messenger RNA of Diprion similis, 1400 nucleotides long. Its product is annotated as PRKC apoptosis WT1 regulator protein-like. The transcript has 8 exons. The record is from RefSeq and is a predicted model, not a curated record. Bases 383 to 1285 code for a protein of 300 amino acids. Gene Ontology annotation, biological process: positive regulation of apoptotic process; apoptotic process. Lineage: Eukaryota; Metazoa; Arthropoda; Insecta; Hymenoptera; Diprionidae. Gene Ontology annotation, cellular component: cytoplasm.
AGUCAAUGUGAGCGAAUGGUUGGCUGGUUGACAGCUGUCAUUCGAAUAACUUAACAGUGACAUACAUGACUCAUAAGUAUUGCACACUCGAAAGUUAUUUGUUGUGAGGUAAAGCCAUUAUUUGGCCUUUGGUUGGUUUGAAUCGGUAUGCGGUAUGCCAACUUGUUAGGGUAACAUCGGUCUAAGUAGGAAGAAAAGAAACGGGAAUAAAACGGGGUGUGUUCGUUCUCCGAAAGUUUUACACGUUUAAACUAAUAGUUAAUGGAUUUGCUAAGUUGUCGGCUAUUUUAAUUGCACCAUUUUUUACUGUUGACAUAAUAAAUCAUUCACACAGCUUGUCGCACCGUUCUUUAAUUACUAAUCGGACUAGGGUAUCAGAGAGAUGUCCAGGCAUUUUUUCGACAUCGCUGGAAUGGCAUCGAGUUCCGUUAGUCAGGAAGACUUUGAGAACGACUUUGAACUUACGUCCCGUCGAUCCAGAAUCCGAACCGCUAGAGCCCGAGUCGUCCCACCCAGAACUGGCGAUGCUGCCUUGAGCAAUUAUCAAAUUACAUCAUUACCGGUUUCAGAGGCUGCAGGAGACGUUGAGGAGAUAUGCGAUUUAGGCUCCAAUUGUGUUAUUUUACCGGAACAUGAUAAUCAACAAAAUAAACCAAUCAUGAGAAAACAAGAUAAACGCCUGACCAAUCGACCAACACACAUAAACAAAGGUAAACAACAACGAGACAGAAGAAAGCUGAGAGAAAAACGACGUAGCACUGGAGUUGUGCAUUUGCCAUCGACCGAGAGUACAGGCGGCAGCACUGGUGAAGAUGAGGAGGAGAUCGGCGGAACUUGCCCCGAAACCAAGCAAAAUACCCAUCACAAUGAAUUUCUCGAUCAAGAACUUGUAGAGGAAAAGACCAUCAAGACGUACACACAGAGACGAGAUAAAAGCCACUCUGAUCUCGAAGCUGAUGACGAAGAAUUCGAUUCCUUGAACCAAUCAGACAGCGUAAACCAAUCGGAUCAGGGUAAUCAGAACGAGGUACAAACCUCACCGACAACGAGCAAACCCAAAACGCCUGUUUCAACUGGGGACAAAUUGGAUUUCUUACAGCUGGUUGAGCUUGCUCAGAAAGAGAACAGACGACUCUUGUCUCUCCUGGAGGAGAGAGACCGUAAAAUCACGGCUCUUGAAGCUCGUUUAACCCAUCAGCAGAACGAAAUGGCCCUAGAAAGGCAACGUCUCAGAGAAGAGAAUACUGCAUUGAUAAGAGCAAUGGCUGCUCUCGCUAGUAACUAGUUACUCUUCGUCAAUCAAACUUUCUUACAUCCAUGUCAGAAGCAACGAUAACAAGAGUUAAAAUAUCGAUUCUGGACGACCCACUUAAUUCCUAAAAAUGUAUUUGCUGAUAAAU